Messenger RNA from Magnolia sinica, 3532 nucleotides. Its product is annotated as glutamate receptor 3.5-like. Gene Ontology annotation, molecular function: glutamate-gated receptor activity. The coding region runs from base 214 to 2997 and encodes 927 amino acids. Gene Ontology annotation, cellular component: plasma membrane. The record is from RefSeq and is a predicted model, not a curated record. The transcript is spliced from 7 exons. Lineage: Eukaryota; Viridiplantae; Streptophyta; Magnoliopsida; Magnoliales; Magnoliaceae.
GAGAGAGAUACUACUUCAGUUGAAUCUGUUGUUUUGUGUGAUGUCUGCACUUGAGGCUGAAGGGUGGAUGGGCCAUCCCAUUAUCAUUAUAUGCUCCGAAGUGCCUCUCUUCACACCACCUUAUCUCUGGAAUGAUGGAAGAAUCGACUCUAGCCACCAGAUUUCCAGUCUUGGAAUUGUGAGGUGACAAUUGGGUCUGGCCGUGUUGCAGCGAUGAGGCUGGUUUUCGUGUCCGUUUUGUGGAUUUUGGCCCAGAUUGGAUUGGCGAUGGGUCAGAACCAGAACACGAGCGGCACGCCGAGGCCAAGUGUCUUGACAAUCGGUGCUCUGUUUACCUUCAAUUCAACUAUUGGAAGGUCGGCGCAAGUUGCGAUCAAGGCUGCGGUUGAUGAUGUGAAUGCUGACCCAAGUGUUCUUGCAGGCACGAUGCUGAAGCUUAUUAUGCAAGAUACGAAAUGCAACGGUUUUUUUGGAACGAUUGAAGCUUUACAGCUAAUUGGUAAAGACGUCGUCUCCAUCAUCGGUCCACAAUCCUCCGGAAUAGCCCAUGUAAUCGCUCAUGUAGCCAAUGAACUUCACGUGCCACUUGUAUCAUUUGCAGCAACAGACCCGACUCUAUCUGCACUUCAGUAUCCUUACUUUCUCCGGGCAACACAGAGUGACAACUUCCAAAUGCAAGCGGUCGCCGACCUGAUAGCAUUCUACAGAUGGAAAGAGGUAACCACGAUUUUUGUGGACGAUGAUAAUGGGAGAAAUGGGAUAUCCGUGUUAGGAGACGCCCUUGCGAAGUAUCGUGCUAAGAUACAUUACAAAGCCACUUUCCCUCCAAGUGCCACUGAGAGUGACCUUAAGGACUUGUUGGUCAGUCUAAAUCUAAUGGAACCCCGAGUUUACAUCGUCCAUGUAAAUCCUGACACGGGUCUUCGGAUAUUCUCGAUUGCGAAGGAUCUCGGAAUGAUGAGCAAAGGCUACGCUUGGAUAGCGACCGAUUGGCUCGCCUCUGUUUUAGAUUCGACUGAACCACCUGAUCCCCACACAAUGAGUCUGUUGCAAGGAGUAGUUGUUUUUCGCCAUCAUACACCAGAUUCUGAUCCUAAAAGACGCUUUACUUUGAGAUGGAACGAUUUGCUUAAGAAAGGGAACGUCAGUUCGAGCUUGAAUUCUUAUGGGCUAUAUGCAUAUGAUUCUGUUUGGUUAAUCGCUCGUGCUCUUAAUGAUUUUUUAAAUAGAGGAGGAAAUGUAUCAUUUUCUAGUGAUCCCAGCUUGCAUGAUGCGAAGGGAAGUAGCUUGCACUUAUCAUCGCUCCAUACAUUCAAUGCAGGCCAGGACUUAUUUCAGAGAUUGUUAUUGACGAACUUUAUAGGUCUAUCAGGUCGAAUUCAAUUCAACAAGGAAAAGUAUUUGGUUAAUCCAGCAUAUGAAAUUCUUAACAUUGGUGGGACGGGAUCUCGAAGACUUGGAUACUGGUCUAACUAUUCGUGUCUAUCGGUCGUUGCUCCAGAAGUCUUAUAUAAGAAGCCGCGAAACACUUCAACUGCCAGUCAACAGCUUCAUACUGCCAUAUGGCCUGGUGAAACCACUACAAAGCCACGUGGGUGGGUGUUCCCAAACAAUGGGAAGCCUUUGAAGAUUGGGGUUCCUAAUCGAGUAAUUUAUAAGGAAUUCGUCUCCAAAGAUAACAGCCCUGAUGGGGUCAAAGGAUUUUGCAUCGACAUAUUUAAUGCUGCAAUUGCGCUGUUGCCAUAUGCCGUUCCGCACCAAUUUGUAUUAUAUGGAAAUGGUGUGGAAAACCCAAUGUACGACGGACUUGUGGACAUGGUGGCACAAAAUAACUAUGAUGCAGCCGUUGGGGACAUAACGAUUAUUACAAACAGGACGAGGAUUGUUGAUUUUACACAGCCUUAUAUUGAGUCGGGCCUCGUUAUAGUCACUCCCGUCAAAGAGAUAAGCUCGAACGCUUGGGCUUUCCUCAGGCCAUUCUCUCUAGAGAUGUGGAUUGUCACAGCUGUUUUCUUUCUCUUUGUGGGAACCGUCGUUUGGAUUCUUGAGCAUCGGAUAAACACUGAAUUUCGUGGGCCUCCCAGGCAACAGCUUGUAACGGUUUUCUGGUUUAGCUUCUCAACAAUGUUUUUCUCACACAGAGAGAACACCGUGAGCACCCUUGGACGUGCGGUGCUGAUCAUAUGGCUGUUUGUAGUGCUGAUAAUCAAUUCAAGCUACACAGCCAGUUUAACGUCAAUCCUCACCGUGCAACAGCUUUCGUCAGGGAUUGAAGGAAUUGAAGGUUUGAUCACGAGCACUGAUCGAAUUGGGGUUCAAGGUGGGUCAUUUGCUAGAAACUAUCUGAUCCAAGAGCUGAACAUUGCGGAGCACAGGCUUGUCUCUUUAGAACAACGUGACGACUAUGCUCAUGCCCUCGAGCGUGGCUCAAGAGGAGGAGGAGUCUCUGCAAUCGUUGAUGAGCUUCCUUACAUUGAGCUCUUCUUGUCGAACAACAAAUGCAAAUUCAAGAUCGUCGGACAGGAAUUCACUAAAAGCGGAUGGGGUUUUGCUUUCCAAAGGGACUCUCCUCUUGCAAUCGACCUAUCAACCGCCGUUCUCACUCUAUCAGAGAAUGGUGAUCUUCAAAGGAUCCAUGACAAGUGGCUGUCGCGAAGCGGGUGCACCUCUCAAGGCAGUGAAGAUACAUAUCGGUUAAGCCUCAAGAGCUUCUGGGGCCUCUUCCUCAUCUGCGGCAUCACGGCUUUCCUUGCACUCUUUGUGUUUUUCAUGAGAGUUUUCUGUCAGUUUUGCAAGUAUAGUAGCUCCGAGGACAUCGAAAGGGAAGACUCGAACUUGAGUAGUCAGCGUUCGGGCCGCGCACCUAGUAUCAGGGAGUUGCUUAUGUUUGUGGAUAAGAAGGAAGCCGAGGUGAAGAGCAUCAUGAAGAGAAAAUCAAUGGAUAAACUCCAGCAAAGCGCUCACUUCUCAGAUGGGCAGCCCAGCUCACCUUCCUAGUGAAGUUUCUUCAGUGUAGAGUGAAGAGGAUCCUGACCCGAAUGGUAUUCAGAUGAACUUAUUCCGCCGUCCAGAUCAUUGAUCUGAUUGGGUGCAUAAUGGAUGGGUUAUGCUCCAAAAGUCUGCCAUAUCAGAAGAUCCUAGCCAUCCAAUCUUCUGCCCCAUUUCUUUUUUGAACUGCUUAGUUUUAGGCUCACUAAUUGAAGGACUAGAAUUUGGGAGAUUUUUGGGGCAUCCUACAUCCAUGGUGGGUCCCAUCAAAUCAACGCUUUGGAUGAAGUCGGACCUUUAUGGAGUGCAUUGUGACACCAUUCAUGUUCUGAUGCGUCGGGGCCAGGUAAAUCCUAACUAGUAGAAUAUAUACGAGACAUUUUUUAUACAUGAAAUGUAAGAGUUUUCAUGUUUUUGUAUGUAUACCAGCUCAUGGGCAUCAUUUGAGUUUAAAGGAAAGAUAUUCUUAGGUAGUUAGAAAAUACAAUGCUACCACUGCUUGUUCUACUGUAUAUUAUUCAUUAACAAUUUAGUAUCCAGACGG